AUGAUGGAAAGCCUAGAGGGCAAUUUUGGCUAUCUGAGCUUAAGAGAUGCGUCCCAACCACUGUCUGAUCCAUCAUGCUUUUACUCAAACGACCAAGUUUUUAAGGCUUAUGGGAGUCUCCCAGCCAAUAGUCAUAGGCGAAAUGCUGCUCGAAUAUCUCGCUAUGGGAAUGGAGAAAGUGUCACACAACAGUCUAGUGGUUAUCCUGUAUUCAAUCAGUGGAAUCCUAUUCACCGAUUUGACAACAUUGGUCUUUUCGGCCCCCCACCCCUAAUCUUUGAAAGUGGAACAACAAAUCAUGGUGUUGUUCAAAAUUCAGUUAACAAACAGUAUAAUGACAAACAAAUGUGGUCUAAACCUUUGAAAAAGAGUGAAUAUGAAUUGUUUGACCAACCCAAACGUGGUCUAAACUUCCAGCUGUAUGAUAGCAUACCGGUUACUCAAUCCGGGCCUAAUUGGACUCCUGUGGAACCCAUAAAAUCAUUCAAUGAUGUUGAACUCCACCAAAUAAUCAAGGAAAAUGUGACCAGAGCUCAAUAUAUACACCCUACACCAGUACAAAAGUAUGCUUUGCCAAUUAUCGCUGCAAAACGUGACUUGAUGGCAUGUGCUCAAACAGGUUCUGGAAAAACGGCAGCUUUUUUGCUCCCGAUACUCAAUAUGCUGUUUGAAGAUAACCGCUGUGAAAAUUCAGAUGCAUCGGCACUCAGUUGUGCCGCAUGUCCUGUAGCUUUGAUCCUUGCGCCGACGAGGGAGUUGUCUUCUCAAAUUUAUGAUGAAGCCCGGAAGUUUUCAUACCGUUCCAACAUUAAGCCAUGCGUAGUCUAUGGUGGGGCUUCCAUUCUUGCUCAAAUACGGGAAUUAUCCCACGGUUGUAACCUUCUUGUUGCAACUCCUGGGCGUCUUGUCGAUAUGGUGAGCAGGGGUAAAGUGAGUCUGGAACAAAUCAGAUUUUUUGUCUUGGAUGAAGCUGAUCGAAUGCUUGAUAUGGGCUUUGAACCACAGAUUCGUCGAAUAGUCGAACAACAUGGAAUGCCACCAGCUGGGAAAAGACAAACUUUGAUGUUUUCCGCAACAUUUCCAAAAGAAAUUCAGACACUUGCGAGGGAUUUUCUGCACUCUUACAUAUUUCUGGCCGUUGGACGUGUGGGUAGUACCAAUGAGAACAUUAUUCAAGAAGUUUUGAACGUAGCUGAUAAAGAUAAACCUGAUAUGUUGGUUCGACUACUUCAAGGAAAAGAUCCGGAUGGCUUGGCCUUAGUAUUUGUUGAAACUAAACGUGGAGCUGAUGUUCUGGCUAAAUUUUUAUGUCAGUUGAAUUUUCCAGUCACAUCAAUUCAUGGUGAUCGCCCUCAGACCGAACGAGAACAUGCACUUCAAUCUUUUAGAUCUGGUCGUACUCCCAUUCUUAUUGCUACGGCAGUUGCUGCUCGAGGUUUAGACAUACCGAAUGUUAAGCAUGUGAUUAAUUUCGAUCUACCGUCAGAUAUUGAGGAGUAUGUUCAUCGCAUUGGUCGUACAGGUAGAAUGGGCCAACCAGGCUCUGCGACGUCAUUCUUUUCUGAGAAAAAUCAAAAUGUCGUAAGAGAUUUGGUUGAAUUGCUUCGUGAGUCUAAACAAACUGUACCACCGUGGCUAGAAGCACGUGUUGCUUAUCCAUCAGGACCAGCGAGUCGUCGUAAUAAAAACAUAAAUAAUAACGUUAAUAAAAAGAAUCGGGUUAAUUAUUGUUCAUUUGACUAUCGACAGUAUGGUAAUCGAAGUAUUAGUUAUGUCGGUGGGUCUUUACCAAUGAAUAACAAUACCAAUAACAAUAGUAAUUUACCGAAUGGUGGACUUGGACUACUUGGAAACUGUUCAUUGUCAUUCCCUAUUGCUAGUAAUCCUAGACAUCUGCAAAACAAUACUUACAAUCCAUUAUUUCAACCUGGUCAAAAUCAACAGUCUAAUAAAGUUUUCUGUAAAAAUAAUUCUAAUUUUGUCAAUCGAGUAAAUACGUUUACAGGAACACAUGAACAUCAGAAUAAUUCUUUAUCAGCAUCUGUUUCUUUAUUUCAUCAUCAGCCUAGACUUCAACAUCCACAACCAGCAACACUUAUGCCUGGAACUAAUCCAAAUGCUGCAGUUCAUCAGUUCUUAGCGGCAGCUGUUGCAGCUGGAAUUCAUCCUCUACCAUCUAAUGGUACAAAUAUUAAUGAUGGGAAUUUAACAACUAUGAAUAAUGGAGGUUUUCAAAAUCCACAUGUUCAUCCAACAAAUGGUGCACCAUUUGCUACACCUACCUAUCAGGCUUUCCAUCCAGCUGCUGUUUUCCCCUCAUCGAAUCAAGUUCCAUCACAAUCUGUUUCUUCUAAUGGUCGAGAUGGCUCUGGAGCUGUAGUAUUUCCACCUGCUGGUCUUUAUCAUACAGGUAAUUUGAAUGGAACUAAUACACUAAACUCAACAAGUUCGGCCAAUCACCAAACUUUACAACAGGCCCAUCCAACUACAGCACUUAUUCAGACUGGUUAUCCUGUUCAGUAUUACCCUCAAAAUCAACAACAUUUUUGUCCUGUCUCCAAUGGAAUUCAGCGUCAUUCACCUCAACAACAACAACACCAACAACAAGCUGUAGUCGCCGCUGCAAUGGCUGUUGCAGCCGCAAUGAAUAAUGGUAUUCAAUCGAAUAAUGAGAACUGUAAUGCAUAUAUAUCUCAGCAUUCUCAAAUGGAAUGCAAUAUUCCACUUGAUCCUGUCACAGCAUCUAGUCCAUCUGCACAAAUAUCUAAAGGUGGAUCUGUUAUUCAACCGGUGUUUAGAAAUGAUGGUGACUGGUGGACAUCGGCCACACCAACAUAAUUAAUUAAUAUUAUGAAGUUAGGCAUCAUUUGAUUUAAACAAUGUCAUAGUGAUUUUGUUUACAAUUAUUUACUCAUUCACAUGUUUUGAAGUGCUUACUUUAAUUAGACAUUUGACUUUUGUCACAAUGAGUGGGUCUACAGUAUACAUGCAUGCUCGCCUACAAAUAAAUUCAUUGUUAAUUGAGUACAAUUUGUCUUUAUAAUUUUAUAUAAAUUUUACUUAGUUGUUUAGCCAGUCAUUCUUACGUAACCAAUUUUCUCCCUUAUUCUAAUUACUGUCAUCAGUAAUAUAUGACUUCGGUUGUUUACUAUUUUAUCAUUAUUUCCUCAUUGUGUCUCCCUACUAGGUACUAGUUGUUCUUUAUUGUUAUGUGUUAUGUUGUCUUUUGUCCUACUAUUUUGAAUUGUAUGCAUGUGUGUUUGUUUAUGGGUACAUCCACAUUCUCUAUUCCAACAUUCACUAGCUAAUUUAAAGAGAAAACAUUUC
Schistosoma spindalis is the source of this 3327-nucleotide messenger RNA. NCBI's taxonomy places the organism in Eukaryota, Metazoa, Platyhelminthes, Trematoda, Strigeidida, Schistosomatidae. The record is from the annotation of a GenBank genome assembly.